Molecule: messenger RNA, 1639 nt
Organism: Vespa mandarinia (Asian giant hornet)
Lineage: Eukaryota; Metazoa; Arthropoda; Insecta; Hymenoptera; Vespidae
Product: putative glutathione-specific gamma-glutamylcyclotransferase 2
Biological process (GO): glutathione catabolic process
Cellular component (GO): cytoplasm
Molecular function (GO): glutathione specific gamma-glutamylcyclotransferase activity
Source: RefSeq, a predicted model, not a curated record
UGUAUACGUAUGUAUACGUCUGUAGUAAUGAUGAAAAAAUGUGGCGGUGGGGAGAGGAUUUAUGUAGGUACAGACACGGUCUUUUAUUUGCACGAUUAUUAAGUUUGAAUACGUAUCCAAUGAUCAUAAUAAAAGUUUGCGUUUUCUUGCUCAUUUCUAAGAGAAUAGAGUGGAAUAAUUAAAUAGAAAAUCUAGAUCCAAAUAUAUAAGGGUUCUUUUCGACAAACAAAACAUGUGGGUAUUUGGUUAUGGAUCUCUUAUAUGGAAAGUUGAUUUUCCUUAUGAAAAAAGAAUCAUUGGUUAUAUUAAGGGGUAUGUGAGACGAUUUUAUCAAAAAAGUACAGAUCACAGAGGAACACCCGAUAAGCCUGGUCGUGUUGUUACAUUGCUUCCAUCUGAGAAUCCAAACGACGAAGUAUGGGGUCUUGCUUAUAAAAUAUCUAUUGAAAAUGUAAAUAACGUCGUUGCACAUUUAGACUUCAGAGAAAAAGGUGGCUACGAAAGGAAUAUCGUCCUCUUUCAUCCUUAUGCUAGUCUUAACGACAUUGAUAAAAAACCUUCUUGUACUUCCUUAGAUAGCAUUGUAAAUAUAAAUAAUACAAUGGUGGUACCGGUUACAGAAAAGGAUCCAUUUUAUCUAACAAUUUACAUAGGAAACAAAGAUAAUCCUAAUUAUGCAGGUGUUGAAGAUAUAGAUACAAUAGCAAAAUACAUAUUUACAGCACAUGGUCCUAGUGGAUCUAACAGAGAAUAUCUUUAUAAAUUGGCAACUGUAGUACGUACAUUAAUUCCCAAUGCGAAUGAUGAAUAUUUGUUUUUGUUAGAAAAAGCUGUGAAAAAUUUAGAGAAAGAUUCGGAAAAAGAAAUAAUUGAAUAAAGUGAAUAUACAUAUAGGACACUUAUUUAUAAUAUAUAGAAUUUAUUUAAUUCUACGAUAAAAAGUAUACGAUGAAAUGAUUUGAAAUAAUAAUUUCAAGAAUGAAAUUUUUCUAUUUUUUGAUUUAUUAUCAAAGAAAAAAAGAAAUAUUCUUGUAUAUUAUUUCACAUAAAACGUAUAUUGAUAGUAUUAAACUAUAUCCAUUAUAUGAUACAUACAAUGUUUGAUAACAUAAUUUCAACCGAUGUACAUUUUAUUCUGUGUUUUGAAUUUUGUCCUUCCAAUUCGUAUUCCCGCGUUAUGCGUCACGCGCGUGAUGUAAUAUAUAUAUUUACUAAACGAUGAUAUUGUUGAUUGAAGCUAGUCGAAUCUGAGUAUCUAUCUUAAAUUCUUUUGUAUUAUUAUAUCUAUUUAAUAUAGAGUACGUAGUUGCACGUAGGAAGUACAGGAAAAGGGUAGAUCUAAAAUAAGAAAAAGAGUUUAUAUAAACAUGUACCUUAUGUGACCUUAUAUUUGAGUUACAGUUUAUUUUAUAUUUUAAUAGCAGCUUAUCUAUCUUCAGAGAAAUUUCUCGAAGUCACCACCUUCGACUUCGAUAUAAGUAUGACACAUUGAAACACUAUUAAUUGGAGUUUUGUAAACUACCAAUUUUAAAUAUCUUCAUAAAUAAAAUUCAAGUGUAUUCAGGUUUAGACAAAGUUUACAAAACAACGAACUGUAACUCAAAAAUGAAAUUACAUUGUGCAUCUAUUUAUAUACGAA